AUGAUGAGAAAUAGGGACGGCUUCAAAGCGCAAAGUUUAGAAAUUUGUGAAGGGUCGUUUCAGCAACCCCUGGAUGGCGUACUUGGAAUGGCUUUUGGGGAACUGUCGUCAAGAGGGGCUCCUCCCAUCUUUGAACGCGCAUGGAAACUCGGCAUAGUUGAUCCCAUAUUUACCUUCUACAUGAAGCGCGGCGAUGGAUACAAUGCUAAAGGUGAUUUUGGUGGUGUAGUCACAUACGGUGGAAUAGACCGCGAGAACUGCGGCGAUGUGAUUGCUUAUGAGCCCCUUGUUACAGCAACGUACUGGAAGUUCAGGAUGAAUGGGUUUUCCAUUGGUAACUAUAGUGCCAAAUCCAGUUACGUUGUCAUAUCUGAUACUGGUUCGUCAUUCAUCGGUGCAGGGCACGAAGAAGCGGAUAAAAUUGCCAAGGCUUUCAACGCGAAGGUAGCAUUUUCUUUCAGCAAUCAAUCCAAACUCUUUAGUUUUGCUUUUCCCUCCUAUAAAAAUCAUAGUGUCACCCAAUACUGUGUUCGCAAAAUUUUCAAGAUAGCGUCAUAGGU
Strongylus vulgaris is the source of this 560-nucleotide messenger RNA. The record is from the annotation of a GenBank genome assembly. Lineage: Eukaryota; Metazoa; Nematoda; Chromadorea; Rhabditida; Strongylidae.